Messenger RNA from Poecile atricapillus (Black-capped chickadee), 6854 nucleotides. It is a transcript of the gene UBE3C, whose product is annotated as ubiquitin protein ligase E3C. The record is from RefSeq and is a predicted model, not a curated record. The coding region runs from base 273 to 3527 and encodes 1084 amino acids. Gene Ontology annotation, biological process: ubiquitin-dependent protein catabolic process; protein polyubiquitination. NCBI's taxonomy places the organism in Eukaryota, Metazoa, Chordata, Aves, Passeriformes, Paridae. Gene Ontology annotation, molecular function: protein binding; ubiquitin protein ligase activity. The transcript is spliced from 23 exons.
CCAUCUUCUCUGCGCGGCCGGCGCGAGCGCUCUCUCUGCCCCCUCCUCCGCUCCCUCCUCCUCCUUCUCCCUCCUCCCACUACGCUCCGCCGUGGCCGCCGGUCAGGAAGAGGGCGACCGGGACAGCGAAGGCCGCGGGGAAGGCGGGGGACGGGGGAGCAGCCCCGCGGGGGCGGGCGGGCCGCGGGGCGCCAGCCCGGGGGGUUCGUGCGGCCCCUCCGCUCGCCCUGCCGGCCGGCCGGGCCCCGCUCCCCAUGGGAUAAGCUGUAAACAUGUUCAGCUUUGAAGGGGAUUUCAAAACAAGGCCCAAGGUGUCCCUCGGAGGAGCGAGCAGGAAGGAAGAAAAGGCUUCUCUCCUUCAUCGUACUCAGGAAGAAAGGAGAAAACGAGAGGAAGAAAGGCGGAGGCUGAAAAAUGCAAUAAUAAUCCAGUCGUUUGUAAGAGGGUACAGAGACAGAAAACAUCAAUACUCUAUCCAAAGAAGUGAAUUUGAUCGCUGUGCUAAUUUGGCCCAGUCUGGAGGAACCUUUUCCACUGCUAAUGGAGCAAAUUUGACUCUUUUAGUUCGCCAGUUACUCUUUUUCUAUAGGCAGAAUGAGGAUUCAAAGCGUUUGGUAUGGAUGUGUCAAAAUUUAAUUAAACAGAGUUCUCAGUUUGUUAAGCAAUUGGAUGGUCCAGACAGACUUACUUGCUUAUUCCAAAUAAAAAGACUGUUGGGGCUGUGUUGCAGGCUACUGCAGAAUUGCAAUGAUGACAGUCUGAAUGUUGCACUUCCUAUGAGAAUGCUUGAGGUAUUUUCAUCUGAGAAUACGUAUUUGCCUGUUUUACAAGAUGUCAGCUAUGUGACAUCAUUAAUUGAACAAAUUUUGCACUACAUGGUUCAAAAAGGCUACUACAAGUCGCUUUAUUUGUUAAUUAACAAUAAGCUUCCCUCGAGUAUUGAGUAUUCUGAUGUUUCUCGUGUCCCUAUUGCAAAAAUACUUCUGGAGAAUGUUCUGAAGCCAUUGCACUUUACAUAUAGCUCCUGUCCAGAAGGUGCAAGGCAGCAGAUUUUUGCAGCCUUCACAGAGGAGUUUCUGGCAGCACCUUUUACAGAUCAGAUAUUCCAUUUCAUCAUUCCAGCGCUUGCUGAUGUGCAGACCAUUUUCCCUUAUGAACUCUUUCUGAAUGCACUAUUAUUAGCAGAAAGUGGAUGUUCAAGAGGAAGUGAUCAAGCCCCAUGGCUCUUCUACUUUGUGUUAACAGUUGGAGAAACAUAUUUGGGAUCCCUUUCAGAGGAAGGACUUCUUGUGUAUUUGAGGGUACUCCAAACUUUUCUCUCUCAGCUGCCUGUGUCUGCUGCUGGUACAAAUUGUCAAGAUGCAAACAGUGAUUCUGAAGAUGAAGAUGAAGAGAUCAGUAAAAUGACAACUACACUGGGUGAUGGGAGAAUAUCAGUCCAGUACAUAACUGAGGAGUGCCUGAAGAAACUGGACACAAAACAGCAGACAAAUACUCUGCUGAACAUGGUUUGGAGAGAUUCAGCUAGUGAAGAGGUCUUUACCCUGAUGGCAUCCAUCUGCCACACACUAAUGGUACAACACCGAAUGAUGGUGCCAAAAGUCAGGCUUCUUUAUAGUUUAGCCUUUAAUGCCAGAUUCCUGAGGCAUCUUUGGUAUUUGAUAUCUUCAAUGACUACACGAAUGAUUACAGGGUCUAUGGUGCCACUCCUUCAAGUGAUUUCAAGAGGCUCUCCAAUGUCAUUAGAGGACUCUAGCCGAAUUAUCCCUCUCUUCUACCUUUUCAGUUCUUUGUUUAGUCACUCACUUAUUUCUAUUCAUGAUAAUGAAUUCUUUGGUGACCCAAUAGAAGUUGUAGGUCAAAGACAAUCAUCAAUGAUGCCUUUUACACUAGAAGAGCUUGUAAUACUCUCCCGCUGCCUUCGAGAUGCGUGUCUAGGAAUCAUAAAGUUGGCUUACCCAGAAACAAAACCAGAAGUUCGUGAGGAAUAUAUUGCAGCCUUUAGAAGUGUUGGAGUUACAAAAAACGCAGAAAUGCAGCAAUGUAUACAGACAGAACAGAAAAGGUGGAUUCAGUUAUUCAAGGUCAUCACAAACUUAGUGAAAAUGUUGAAAUCUAGGGAUACAAGGAGAAAUUUCUGUCCACCAAAUCACUGGCUCUCAGAACAAGAAAAUAUUAAAGCAGAUAAGGUCACACAGCUGUAUGUGCCAUCAGCCAGACACGUCUGGAGAGUCAGGAGGAUGGGGAGAAUAGGACCGCUGCAAUCUACUUUGGAUGUGGGUUUGGAACCAGCACCUCUUUCUGUAUCUGAAGAACGACAACUUGCAAUUCUGACAGAGCUACCUUUUGUAGUUCCUUUUGAAGAAAGAGUAAAGAUUUUUCAAAGACUGAUCUAUGCUGAUAAACAAGAAGUUCAAGGAGAUGGGCCAUUUUUGGAUGGAAUUAAUGUCACCAUCAGAAGAAAUUAUAUUUAUGAAGAUGCUUAUGAUAAGCUUUCUCCUGAGAAUGAACCUGACCUAAAAAAGCGCAUUCGUGUUCACUUGCUUAAUGCACACGGCCUUGAUGAAGCUGGUAUUGAUGGUGGUGGAAUUUUCAGAGAAUUCCUGAAUGAACUCCUCAAAUCAGGAUUUAACCCCAACCAGGGUUUUUUUAAGACCACCAAUGAGGGACUGCUUUACCCUAACCCUGCUGCACAGAUGCUCGUUGGAGACUCAUACGCCCGACAUUACUACUUCCUUGGAAGAAUGCUUGGAAAGGCUCUUUAUGAAAAUAUGCUGGUGGAGCUGCCAUUUGCUAGUUUUUUCCUCUCAAAAUUACUAGGGACAAGUGCUGAUGUUGACAUUCAUCAUUUAGCUUCACUAGACCCAGAAAUGUACAAAAAUUUGCUUUUUCUCAAGAGUUAUGAAGGAGAUGUGGAAGAACUUGGACUAAACUUCACUGUGGUAAAUAAUGACCUUGGGGAAGCGCAGGUGGUUGAGCUGAAGCCAGGUGGAAAGGACAUUCCCGUCACCAGCGCCAACCGGAUCGCGUACAUCCAUCUGGUGGCAGACUACAGGCUGAACAAACAGAUCCGGCAGCACUGCCUGGCUUUCCGUCAGGGGCUGGCCAACGUGGUCAACCUCGAGUGGCUUCGAAUGUUUGAUCAGCAGGAAAUACAGGUUUUGACUUCUGGUGCACAAGUUCCUAUUAGUUUGGAUGAUCUUAAAUCUUUCACAAACUAUUCAGGUGGCUACACCGCAGACCAUCCUGUAAUUAAAAUAUUUUGGAGGGUUGUAGAAAGCUUCACUGAUGAAGAGAAACGCAAACUACUCAAAUUUGUAACGAGCUGCUCUCGACCUCCCCUUCUGGGGUUUAAGGAGUUAUAUCCUGCAUUUUGCAUUCACAAUGGAGGAUCUGAUUUAGACAGGCUGCCUACUGCCAGUACCUGCAUGAACUUGCUGAAGCUUCCCGAGUUUUAUGAUGAGAACCUGAUGCGAAGCAAGCUCCUCUAUGCCAUUGAAUGUGCUGCUGGAUUUGAACUCAGCUGAGUCCAACUGAUGCUUAUUUGGAUGAUCUGCAGAAGAAUGAACCAGUGCCUACUCUAUAAGCAGCACCCAUACCCAAGCAGUUUUAAGGGAUUCUAUCUACAUUUCUGCAGUUCUUGUGUCUUACCAAAUGCCCUCAAAUAGGUUUCAUUUCUAGACACGGUUUCUUAGUUAGCUUCCAUUACUGAAUAUUGCAUUGACACUGCUUUAUGACUCAAAACAAUGAAUGCUGUGUGCAGCGUGGCUGAUUUCUGUGUUUAUGUGAAGAAAGAGCACAUUUAAAGAGCAGUGACAUCUCAGUGAAAUUAACCAAAGAUGAAGCUUUGGCUUUGUGCUGUUCAAACAUAAAUAAUUUUGCAAACUGGCAAUAAAGUUGUGUACUGUGCGGUGCAUUGGGAUGAGACAGGGCUAACAUUCUGUAAUUAAUCUUUUAGAAAGAAGGCAAGCAGAUGUUUGCAGAUAUGCCAGAACUGAGAGGAUGAAAAUGCUCAUUACUGACAACCUAACACAUUAACUUACAUUGUAGAGUUGUUUACAAAUCUUAGAGAGAUGGGCAAUCACCAACCCCAUGAAGUUCAACCAGGGCAAGUGCUGAAUUCUGCACCUGGGACAGGGCAGCCCUGGCUGUGUGGACGGACUGGGGAAUGACAACCUGUAGAGCAGCUCCACGGAAAGGAAUCUGGAGGGUCCUGGUUGAUGGCAAGUUGAUGAGCCCUGGCAUCCAGAAGGGCCAGGCGUGUCCUGGGGGCAUCAGGGACAUCAUUGCUGGUCAGGCAAGGGAGGGGAUUGUCCCGCUCUACUCUGGGCUGGGGCAGCCUCACCUUGAGUCCUGGGGGCAGUUUUGGGUGCCACUGGGUAAAGACAUUGAGCCAUUAGAGAGCAUCCAGAAGAGGCCACAAGGAUGGUGAAGGGCCUGGAGGGGAAGCCAUGUGAGGAGUGGCUGGGGGCACUUGGUCUGUUCAGCCUGGAGGAGACUGAGGGGAGACCUCAGUGCAGUUACAACUCCUCGUGAGGGGGAGAGGAGAGACAGGCGCUGAUCUCUGCUCUUUGGUCAGCAGGGUUGAGACCUGAGGAAACAGGAUGGAACUGGAUUGGGGAAGAUUCAGGUUGGGUAUCACAAAAUGGUUUCUCACCCAGAGAGUGGUUGGGCUCUGGAACAGGUUCCCCAGGUCAGUGGUCACAGCCUCAAGUCUGCCAGAGUUCAAGAAGCAUUUGAAGAAUGUUCUCAGACACUUGUGAUUCUUGGGGUGUCCUGUGCAGGGCCAGGAGUUGGACUGGAUGAUCCUGAUUGACCCCUUCCAGCUCAGCAUAGUCCAUGAUUCUAUGAUAGUUGCAGAAUUGAUUUUGUUUCACACUACCUUCCCUCAAGAUGGUAGGCACUGAGAUAGAUAAAAUUGGUGUAAUAUUCCAUUUGUGCUUUCUGAAACACUUUGAAGAAAAUGGAUUUGCAUUAUUUUAAGUUCAAUCUUUGCUGCAUCAUUAUCACUUGGAUACUGUUCUGAAUGGAUGUGACUUUCCAGGUUUUUUCUGUCCUGCUUCUGUCUUUUGUGCCUGUACAGGUUUGUUGAUUGGUUGGUUGGUUUUAAAUGAAUCAGUCUCCUAUUGCAUACACAGUACAUACAGAAACCACCACUUUGGAAAAAUAUACAUGUAAUAAUUAUUAAAGUUAUUUGAACCAAAGUUAUCAGGCUUUAUCUUUUAUAUUUGAAGCCUGUGGUGUUCACAUUCCUUUUCUCUGUCAUUUCUUUCCAUCCUAAAUGCCAUAUCUGUGCUGUAGACACUAAUGAAAUUAACUUUUUUUUGUGAUUAAACAGCUUUUAUAUACAUUUCCCUGCAGUAUUUCUGCUGAGAAAAGUAAGUGGGAAUAUGCUGCUUAAUAUAAUUUGAUAUCUGGGGAAAAAAUUGCUCUUGUAUGGAAGGAGCUGAUCCUCUAGUAGUAGGCACAUCGUAGGGUUUCAUAUGCAAACUCUAGUCUAGAGUUUAAAAAAGGAAUUAUAGUUCAGACUGUAAGAUUCAUCAGUCCAUCCCUCUGAACUUUACUUUUAUAUUUUAAAUUAUCAGAAAAUACAAUCAAAUUUGUAUUCAUCUCUUAUGCAAAAAAAUACUUUGCUGUUACUGGAAACUCUGCUGGAUUUCCUAUUUAAUAAGCAGUUACCAGCAAUAUCCUUUUAAAUGUGGGGAAACUGAGUGGUUUUAAGAUGUUUACUAGUAACCAUAUAAAAAUGUAUAAUUUCCUAAUUUGGGUAAUAAACGAAGUGUUAAAAUACUAUUUGUAGUCUUGAUGUACAGAAAUAAAAUGAUUGGUUUUCUUUUUGGUUUUGCUUUAGGCUUUUUAUUUAUGUUAAAUGUUACAUACUCAACCUAUUCUUUAUCCCAAAUUCUUUUCUUGUAUAUUUUUCUACAUAAAUUAUGAAACUUGUAAAGAAGUUGAAAAAGAGAUCAGUAAUAGUGAAACUGCCUCCUCCUAAUUGCAAAACCUGAACACUUCUUUUAGAUAGCAUUAUUUAUUUUAGAACCUAAUGCUUUAAAUAUUUUGAAAUUAUUUUUCAAUUCCAUUAUUUUGCUACAUUGGGUAGUGUUGUAUUUGUAUUUUGUAAAAUUAAAUUAAAUUUUUCUAUUAAAUAUUUGUAUUUUGAAGAUUGUGUUGGAGUCAUGCCAAGUACUGGUGACUGGUAACGUCCACUUUGUACUUUAGAAAAGGAGCCAGUGCCCACUAUUGCUGUCUGUGGCCAGGGAAGCAGCGGGUGCCACAGAGAGGGUAGGCUGGGGGAAGUGUGACUUGCACAGAGCUGUAAUUGCAGGCAUCACAGAGCUGCAGAAACCUUCAGGAGAGAACUUGAGUUUGCUCAAAGUACUCUGAUGUUUUAUUUCUUCCAUCUGCAGCGCUCGGUGAUGUUUGUGUAUCCUGUACAUGAAGUGUGUCACUGGCACAGGCAGGGCAUCAGAGCAGCUGUAGCCCAAAUUUCACUGUGCACAGGCUGGAGGUCGGUGCAGCUUCACCACCUUCAGAAUCCAGGCUGGAGUGAGAGGAGAAUGGGGCUUCCCUUUGGCAACCAGUGCUUCCAGCUCUGCCAGCUGUGUUCAGAGAGGCAGGAUUAAGCACGAGUACCUGCUCAAUGGUAUUUCAAGGCACAGGAGAUAAAGGUGUGAGAGGUAACAGUCAUGUCCUGAGAAGCGGCGGGUUGAAAAGAUCUCUCGUAGCACUUACAUAGCAAGAAUUGUUUCUAUAUGAAGCUGGAUUUUCUGGAUUUUAAAAGAAAAGCAAACUGUCCCCCAGUGGUGUCGCUCCCAGAGUUUAGGUAGGCAGAGGCAGGAGCACUCUGCAUGCAA